This is a messenger RNA of Telopea speciosissima, 572 nucleotides long. Its product is annotated as ethylene-responsive transcription factor RAP2-4-like. Gene Ontology annotation, biological process: regulation of DNA-templated transcription. Gene Ontology annotation, molecular function: DNA binding; DNA-binding transcription factor activity. NCBI's taxonomy places the organism in Eukaryota, Viridiplantae, Streptophyta, Magnoliopsida, Proteales, Proteaceae. Bases 126 to 572 code for a protein of 148 amino acids. The transcript has a single exon. The record is from RefSeq and is a predicted model, not a curated record.
GGUUCUCGAUCCAAGGCCAAUUUGGUCUCGAGCAAUCAGGUUCAUCAAUAGGGCUAAAUCAACUCAGCCCUUCUCAGGUUCAGCAGAUUCAAGUCCAGAUCCAGCUCCAACAUCAACAGCAACACAUGGCUGCCAUGGCUGCAGCUUCCAUCCAAAACCAGAGGCUCAGGCAAUCUCAGUUGCAGCAACAACAACCACAUUUCCUGAAUUUCCUCGGUCCGAAAGCAAUCCGGAUGAAGCAAGUGGGUUCAUUAGCAAAACCCACGAAGCUCUACAGAGGGGUGAGACAGCGGCAUUGGGGGAAAUGGGUUGCAGAGAUCCGUCUACCAAAGAACCGUACUCGGCUUUGGCUCGGCACUUUCGACACCACUGAGGAGGCUGCUUUGGCCUACGAUAGGGCUGCUUACAAGCUUAAAGGAGAGUUCGCGAGGCUUAACUUUCCCGAUCUUAGACACCAAAUUAAUGGAGGAGAGUUUGGCGAUUACAAGCCCUUGCAGUCCUCUGUGGAUGCAAAGCUUCAAGCGAUUUGUCAAAGCUUGGCUAAUUCGCAGAAACAGGGGAAUGGGGGUUGA